Molecule: messenger RNA, 1059 nt
Organism: Auxenochlorella protothecoides
Lineage: Eukaryota; Viridiplantae; Chlorophyta; Trebouxiophyceae; Chlorellales; Chlorellaceae
Exons: 4
Coding region: 1-1059 (352 amino acids)
Source: RefSeq, a predicted model, not a curated record
AUGAACCAAAUCCGGAUACGGAGCAAGGCCAAGCAGCUGCUGGAUGCUGGGUGCCAGAUCCACGAGUUUGGAGGACAGACGCUGGAGGAGGGUGGUUUCGGCGACGACGUGGCGGCGCUGCAGGCAUUCCUCAGCGAACGUGCCUAUUUCAAUGCAGGGGAAGGCUUCAGCGGUUACUUUGGGAGCGUGACGAAGGAGGCUCUGUGCGACUGGCAACGCGACAGCGGAUUGGAAGUCACAGGUUCCUUCAACACGGCGAGCCACCUGGAAUACCUGCGCCAGAAGAAGGCCAACCUCCAUGCGGCUGUGACGCAGCAGGCUGGACAAGCGGCAGUUGCCUCGACUGGCGCUGCCGGCGUGGCGGCCUCGGUGAGCGUGGCAAGCGAGAAUCCUGGGCACCUGCAAGCUUUCGUCGCCCCAGCUCUGCCUGCUGGGGCCCUGGGUCUGGCGGCCACCCUGGUCACCAUUGUCUUGGGGCAUUACUAUGGCGGCAAGGCCGUGUACAACCAGGUCAAGCAGCUGCUGGUGGCCGAGGGCAGCGGUGUCGGUCUGGCGCCCACCCUCCCGGCGACGGGCCUUCGGACCCCCAAGCCCAGCGCUGCCCAGGCCCGGCGUGGCCCGGCCCAGCCUGGGCAUCCCAGGCCCCGCCAGGCCGGGCACGCCGCUGUGACGGCGGGCCGGGUGGCGCGGCCCGACCCUGCACGGGAGCAGGCCGCGCAGGCCGGACCCCAGCACUUUGCAGACGUGCGGGGGCCGGAACAGGUCCCCGCCGGCCCCGGCCGGCCGGGGCCGCGCAUGGCCCCGGCGCCAGCGUUGCUGGUGGGCACCGACCUGGCGCCCCUGCCGGAUCGGCCUGGGGACCCGGUACCCGGCGGCGCUGCCCCCCUGAACCCCCGCCUGACCGUGGCGGAGGCCGCGCGCCAGGCUGCGCUGGCGGCGAGGGAGGCAGCCGCCGCCACGGAGGGCGGUCAGCAGGCGGUGCCCCUCUCCGGGGACACCGUGGUCCUGGCCCACCAACCCAUCCGCCUGCACAAGCCCGCGAGGCUGGCGCGCUCCUGA